This is a messenger RNA of Rhododendron vialii, 959 nucleotides long. Its product is annotated as protein RADIALIS-like 1. The record is from RefSeq and is a predicted model, not a curated record. Gene Ontology annotation, molecular function: DNA-binding transcription factor activity. NCBI's taxonomy places the organism in Eukaryota, Viridiplantae, Streptophyta, Magnoliopsida, Ericales, Ericaceae. Bases 414 to 713 code for a protein of 99 amino acids. The transcript is spliced from 2 exons.
UACCUUAUUAUUCUUUGUCCUCCUCCAAUUUUGCGGUUCUUAAAGAGACAAAUCGAUAAGAUUCCACAAUUUUUUCAAAUUUUACAGACCAACUGGCAAGGACCCUACCUCAACCCCCUCUACUCCUGGAGCUUAUAAAGAGCAGCCGUUGCCACCUCUUUGCACAUAUCAGACCUUGACUAUCUUUAGUCUUUUCUGUUGAGUACUUCAUCUUGUUCACUUCCUCUCAAGCUUUUCCAAUUCAUUUCCCCUCCUUUCUUCUUCUUUAUGUCUUGUUAAUUGAAAUUCCUCACCUUUUCUUCCAAAACUUCAUCAACAUUUUGGCUCUGAUGUAACCACCAUCUACUCUACUUUCCGACUGUAAUUUACUUUUCUAAACUUGCAUUAAGACCUGAACCAAAUACACGGCAUCAAUGUCCUCCCAAGGCUCUGGCUAUUGGACUGCUAAGCAGAACAAAGCCUUUGAAAAAGCUCUAGCUGUGUAUGACAAAGACACCCCUGACCGUUGGAACAAUAUUGCCAAGGCCGUCGGGGGGAAAACUACAGAGGAAGUGAAGAGGCAUUAUGAGAUCCUUGUGGAGGAUGUGAAGCACAUCGAGGAGGGCCAAAUUCCCUUUCCUGACUACAAGACCACCAGGGGGAGUAGCCGAGUAAACACUAGUGAAGAGGAGCAAAGGAUGAAAAACCAAAAGCCCCGGGGAGCGACAGCCUAAAAAUAUCGAUAACAAAUAAGCAUUGCGAUGCCGCAUUCAAUCGUGAUUUAAGAUUCAACAGUGAUCGAUGGCUCUCCUUCCUAUGGUCGUUUCAUUUGCGACCUAGUACGUAGUAAUCUAUUUAGCUUCUGAAAUCUAAAGUGUUCCAGGAGGUAAAAUAAAGCGAUGCUCUGUGGUUGCUUUGAUUAUGUUCACUGUAAUGUCAUCAAUGAUGUGAAAUAAAAUGUAGGUAUGUGUUCAGUUGUA